This is a messenger RNA of Linum tenue, 1949 nucleotides long. The record is from the annotation of a GenBank genome assembly. NCBI's taxonomy places the organism in Eukaryota, Viridiplantae, Streptophyta, Magnoliopsida, Malpighiales, Linaceae.
CUCUCUGUGUGUAAAUCUCUCAUCUUCCCUUUUCUUCUUCAUCAUCUCGAUCAAUCAUCAUCCAUUAGAUUAGCUCUUUCGAUGUUUGGCCCAACAAUCGACCUUUAAAGUCCCUUUACCCCCUCUCCAAACCUUUCUUCCUCCAAUAACACCCUUCCCUUCCCCAUCUCAACUCGGUCGUUUGAUUCUUUAUCUUCAUUUGGGUUUCUUUUUUCUCUCCCAAGUUUUUAUCCUUUUUUCUCUGAAUUUCCAAAUUUUCAUAUUUAUUUACCUGAUUUUCAAUUUUUCCCAAUAAUCUACUUUUAGGAAGCUUCAAAAGAUAUUUUCCUUCUAAAAAAGAAAGCAUCUUCAAUCUUUAUCUGGGAUGGGAAGGGUUAAGCUAAAGAUCAAGAGGUUAGAGAACACAAAUGGUCGCCAAGCAACUUAUGGAAAGCGAAAGCACGGUAUAAUGAAGAAGGCUAAUGAGUUGUCAAUAUUAUGCGAUAUACCCAUUAUCCUUCUUAUGUUCUCACCAACUGGAAAGCCUUCAUUGUGCAAAGGAAAACGCAGCAUGGAAGAAGUCAUGAUAAAAUUUGCUCAGCUUUCACCUCAAGAAAGGACAAAAAGGAAGUUGGAAAGUCUCGAAGCUUUGAAAAAGACAUUUAAGAAGUUGGACCAUGAUGUCAAUAUACCAGAAUUUUUUGGGUCAAGCACUUUGAUUUUUCAGGACCUUACAAACCAAUCAAGUCUAUUGCAUAAACAACUUUUAGAAAUGCAGAAGAGAUUGAGGUAUUGGACUAAUCCUGAUGAGAUCGACAACAUUGAAUUAUUGGGCCAGUUCGAGAAUUCUGUACAAGAGUCGCUUAGUCGAAUCCGAACACAUAAGGAAAAUAUAAGACAACAACAAAUGGAGUCUCUAGAGUGCAACAGUCAGAUUUUUAUACAGUGUCAAAAUGGAAUUCAAGUACCUUUCGGAAUGAAGGUUGAGCAGCAAUUCCCACAUUUACAAUGGCUUUCCCACUGUGACAACCAACAUAUCAUGUUGCCAGAUGAUCCAAAUCUACUAGCCCAGAGGGAUGUUGAAUGCUCUGCAAGUUCAUCGUAUGGGAGUUAUUCGGGAUACUUCAGCUUGGGAAAAAAUUCUGAUCUUUCCAAUUCUGGACAAGAAAGUGGUGUGAGCGGUAUUCUGAAUGAGUUAAAUUGCAAUGCAUCUUUGAGGCUGCAAUUGACUGGGAACUACCCCUACAUUCCGUACAAUCUUAAUUUGCUUAAUGAUGGAAAGUUCCAGUCCGCAACAACAGAUAUUAGCCUGCAAGAAAUUCCUGUUGACUUCCACGUUAAUGGAAACUUUGAAGCACCCAAACCCACUUAUUGUAACACUCCUGGCAGUUGGACUUCCACAUCUGGACCCUGUGCUGUUACCAUGUUUGAUGAGCAACUGUAUUCCCAGCAACCAAACUGAUUUUUAGAAUCAACAAGUGAUUGAAGUUUCUCCAUGAGCUAGCUUGGUUGUAGAUCAUCCAGAGAAAUAAUCAAAUAUCAGGAUCCUCUGCUGGAAUUUGGUAAAAGACAUUUAUGUUUAAUCCUUGCAUCAAAAAGAUCCACAAACAAGAAGAAAUGAGGUGUACACAUAAUAAUACACAAUGUAAUGCCCUAAAGUGGAUGAUCAUCGGUUCUUGGAAAGAUAAAUGGUUACCGAUCGAAAUUAAAGGUCCUCGCUCUUGCGCCUAGAUAGUUAUUGGAAUCAUCUUUCAUUUGGUCUUCUGUAUAUAUACCACAUUGCAUAACAUUGGAUUUGUUCUCCUAUUUCCAUUUGAAGUUUAGUUUUGUUUCUCCUAGAGACAUGAACACCAAAUAGCAGUCAAACUGAUAUUAUCUUCUUGUCCUUCCCACAAAGAACGUCUUGAUCAGUUGUAAACUAGAAAACAAUCUAUUUAUCUCCUAUCAUAUCCCUACAUAUAAAAAAUACA